AAAGUCAGAAUCCCAUAGGAUUAGAACAAUCUGGAAUCAAUGGGUCGAGUGGUCCGAGAAGCAGCGCCUUGAUAAAGUCGAUUAACGCUGGUAUAUUAGAAAAGAGAAGCAGCAGGAAAGAAAAACAAGAGAAAAAACUGAGAGAGGUUGGAGAGGAGAGAUGGACAUGAGAGGGGUCGAGUUUUUGCCAAAGGAGUACGGGUAUGUGGUUCUUGUUCUUGUUCUUUAUUGCUUUCUUAAUUUCUGGAUGGCUGGCCAAGUCGGGAAUGCUCGCAAGAGGUACAAGGUUGCGUACCCAACCCUCUACGCCGUCGAAUCUGAGAACAAAGAUGCCAAGCUCUUCAACUGUGUUCAGAGAGGGCACCAAAACUCGCUGGAGAUGAUGCCGAUGUUUUUCUUAUUGAUGGUGUUGGGAGGGAUGGGCCAUCCUUGCGUGUGCUCGGCGCUUGGAGUUGUUUACAUCGUUACCCGUUAUUUCUACUUCACUGGCUACGCCACCGGAGAUCCCGAGAACCGUCUCAGUAUUGGGAAAUAUGCGUUCUUGGCGUUGCUGGGGCUCGCGAUUUGCACCAUUUCAUUUGGAGUAAAUCUGCUUCGGCGAUGAUUUCUGACUUCAGACUACUGCAAUCUACUUUGCCAUCUUUCUCUGCUUUGGCCUUUUGCUUUUAGUGUACUUGACAAAGGCAAUAAAUUAGUAUGGACUGAUAUUUGCUUAGUGUGAUCAAGUUUAUGUAUUCAGACAGCCUUCUUAUGUUCAUGUCUUCAUAAUACAUUUUCAACAGUUGCGUAAA
Molecule: messenger RNA, 791 nt
Organism: Theobroma umbraticum
Lineage: Eukaryota; Viridiplantae; Streptophyta; Magnoliopsida; Malvales; Malvaceae
Product: microsomal glutathione s-transferase
Cellular component (GO): membrane; nuclear envelope; endoplasmic reticulum
Molecular function (GO): glutathione transferase activity; glutathione peroxidase activity
Source: RefSeq, a predicted model, not a curated record